ACUCUGCUGAGCAACAAUUGUCUCUGCUGUUAGAUAUUUUGACAGCUUUGUAGGUUUCAGACUACAACAUGUCAAAGGUUUCAGACAGCUUCCUUUCACUCGGGUAAGUUGACUUACAAACAAUUGUAUUUUGUUGCAAGACACUUGCUCCUUUCCUACAAUUAGGUUUUGCAUAGUGAUUAUACACCUGAUAAUGAUACGAAACAUCUUCAGAAACCUUCUUGUUCUUGCAUGUUGACAGUCAUACUGCAAGUUACCAAUCGGUUCCAUAGAGUAUCCAAAACUAGCUCGCCUUUAGAAGCAUGAUCAGGCUGUUAAGAUAUAUCGUAAAAAGUCUUCAAGGUGGCUUACGUUAUUAGUCUUCAGCUUAGGAGAACAGAGGAGAAAGAAAUAAUAAACUGUACUUUUGGACCAAGUAAGGUACUUAUUCAACCCUUGACAUAGUUGCUGUUGCUCAAAAAAAAAGACAUAAUGUUUGUAUUUGUUUUCUCCAGUCUCUUGCAGUAGUGGCACGCCACAUCCAUUAUUUUAAUAGAAGUUUUCAACCUCUAUUAACAUAAGACUUAAGAUCUUUAAUCUCUUAAAUUUUUCAAAAACGUUAUGAUCUUCAAAAACAAAAAGUCUCUGAGCAGAGUUUUUUCAUUUUUCCUUUCCUCCAAGCAAGCAUAACGGACCAUCAUGAUCUUUGCGGAGUCAAGUCACCAGCGGAUAUCCUUCGCGAAUGAUCUAGGCCAAUCAGAUAAAGCACUUACGAUUGAACAACAUCAACAACAACCAUCAGGGCUGGUUCGAAGAGACACAACACUUUUAGAUUCAGAUUUCGAGUUCCACACUUCAAGAAACUUUGAUCCUGAAGAUUCCUCACCUGCUGAUGAGAUCUUCGCUGAUGGGAUGAUCCUUCCUUUCCAAGUAACUACUGCAUCCACCAUUCCAAAACGUCGUUACAAGUACGAGCUCCCUCCUAUCAUCCCUGCUCCCUCCUCCUCUCUUAUUCCUCCUCAGCCAUUGCCAUCACCUCAACAGUCGAGAAAAUACUGCCAGAAGGAAACACCAGGAAUCGGAAACGGUCGCGCAGAUAUGGUCUCGGAGGCAGAGAAGUCAUCAUCAAAGUCGUUUUGGAGCUUCACGAGAAGCUCGAGCCUAAACUGCGAUAUAAAGAAGAGUCUGAUAUGCUCCUUUCCUCGUUUGACAAGAAGCAUUUCCACAGGAUCAGUGAUGAAUUCGAAGAGGGCAAUGCUUAGAGACAUUGACAAGCGUAGCUCGCUGAGACAUGGAGGAGCCCCACGUCCAGGACCAGAUCAUUCAUCUCAUUUGUCCUCUUCUUCUUGUCCUCCCUCUUCCUGCUGCAGCUCGUAUCAGUUCAGGCCGCAAAAGCACACCGGCGGCGGCAGCAGCAGCAGCAGAGGAGGAAGCUUUCGGGUUACUCCUGUGAUAGGUGGUCCAUCUCCGUUUGGGUUAGGAUCUAUCUUACGACUUUCCAAAGAGAAGAAGACCAAGAACAAGUAAUGUGUUGUUUUUUUCUUUUGAUCUCAAAAGUAGGAUCCUCUCUCAUUGUUUUAUUUGUUUUUGUGUCACGCAUGAGAUUCUGCAUGCAAACAAUGUCCCAAGUAGAUACACAUUUAUUUACCAUUAUCAGUUGUCAUUUACUUAUAAGUGAUAACUGGCGAGGUUC
Messenger RNA from Raphanus sativus (radish), 1672 nucleotides. RefSeq lists its product as uncharacterized. Lineage: Eukaryota; Viridiplantae; Streptophyta; Magnoliopsida; Brassicales; Brassicaceae. Bases 679 to 1506 code for a protein of 275 amino acids. The record is from RefSeq and is a predicted model, not a curated record. The transcript has 2 exons.